This is a messenger RNA of Peniophora sp. CBMAI 1063, 1371 nucleotides long. The record is from the annotation of a GenBank genome assembly. Lineage: Eukaryota; Fungi; Basidiomycota; Agaricomycetes; Russulales; Peniophoraceae.
AUGUCUACACUACUCGACGUUCCGCCGCCUCCGCCACCCAAGGUCACCAUCGAGGAAGUCCCCGAUGAAGAACUACCGCGAUUCAUCAACACAAGCUUACACGACCCACUAUACUCGCCUCGCAGUCAUGGACCCGGUCUCUCACCCGACUUCAUGGCUCAGAUCCGCGAAGCUGCUGAGUCGCCUACACCACUCUCAGCCUUCCUUCAGAAUCCCGAGUCGGUGCGCCUGCUGAGGAAAGCAUCGUCUAUCCGUUCCCGCUCCCGGUCGAAGUCGAAGAACGGUAGCGUCCGCUCGCCUGCACCGUCUUCUGCUUUGCUGUCUCCUGGACUCAGUACGCCUGGAAUGACGCCGAGCUUGACGCCGGGCACGACACCCAGACCCACACCCCGCGCCGGGCCCAGUGGCCAUAGCUCGAGUUCAUCGAGUGACCGCGAACACCGCCCUCGCGAUAGAGACCGCGCAUCCGUCAAGAACGGCAAGACCACCAGCAAAGUCGCCUCGGACGAACUCAUGUCGCUCGUCCUCGCCGAGUCCGAACGACAAGCACGGCACCUUCGCGCUUUACUACGUCAAUCGAACGCUCGGUUAGACGCCGAGGCGCGUAGAGCGGACUCUGCCACCUCACGCGCAGCACAGGCCGAGGAGCAGCUUCGGGAGAUGAAAGCGCGCGCCGAGAGGGCCGAGGCCGAGAAGCAUGCUUCUACGCUUGAGGCUAUGAAGGCGAAGGAAGAGAUUAAGCGCGUGCAGCUGGUGGCAGAUACGGCUGAGCGCGAUAGGCAGAGGUUAGCUGGCGAUGUGCAAAGGCUCGAGAGGGAGAAGCGAGAAGCGGAUCAGAAGGCCGCCGAAGCGAGAGAUGCGGCGAGGAAGUGGCAGGGCGCGUUGAGAGAUCAGCAAGCGUGGGAGGAUGGACGGGCCGAAGGACGAGCGCUGGCACUCAGGAGACGCUUCGAAGACGGCCGGGCCGAUGGGUUCGAAGAGGGCAGAGAUGUCGGAUUCGAGGAGGGCUUCGCGGAUGGAAGGAGGGAAGGGGAGGAUGUCGGUAGGGAAGAGGGGUUCAGGGAGGGAAGGGCGAAGGGAUUUGAGGAGGGCAGGAGGGCCGAGAGAAGCCAACGCUUUCAAGCCGUGAGAGGGCACCAUAGCGGGCCCAGCACGAGCACUUUCCAGGAUGGUUUCCUGUACGACGACCUAGAUCUGGAUCAUGUCGUGCGUUCCGCACCAGUGACUGUUCCGAACAGUCAAACGACCAGAGACGACGACAGAAUACGUCAAUGGGCGGCGUCGACUGAGACGUCUGUUCAAUCUAACUCGCCACCUAAAUCUCGCCCAACGAACUGGUUACGUCGCAAGAUCCACACAGACCCGAGAUGA